Messenger RNA from Acanthocheilonema viteae, 1956 nucleotides. NCBI's taxonomy places the organism in Eukaryota, Metazoa, Nematoda, Chromadorea, Rhabditida, Onchocercidae. The record is from the annotation of a GenBank genome assembly.
AUGGCAUCCGAUGAGUGCUCUCAAACUGUUAGGAAAUUAAAACCGAUACCGUUGCAAGGAGAUAUCUCGGAUGUUCUUACUAAUAACUUUGUCUCAUUGUCCAUUGGUGUUAAACAGUCAAACCCCAGCAGUUCUUAUCCUUGCACCAAAACCAACAGAGACAACAAUCAUUAUCCUGAAAGGAUAUCGCCAUCAGAAUUCGUUACCUUACAAAGGUUACGUUCAAGUGCAUUAGCAUGCAGGACAAGCACAACAAUCAAAACUAGCCGAAACAAUGACACUUUGUUCGAUGACCUCAUAAACAGCGACGCUGCUGAAAAAAAUAAGGGAAAAUAUAAAAAGAGUGAAACAAAUAUUGGUGAUGCCGAGGUUGCCCCAAGUCCUUCAAGAUCUGUUGUGACAGGUGAUGAUACAAAAUCUGUGCUGGAAGAAGAAACAGAACCAUCGAUUGAAAAGUCUGUGGUACUACUUGCUAGAGGACCUGUUCGCAAUUUACGCAGCAAUGUCGUUGGUUAUGCUCCAUACACAUCAAGAAAUGGCUGUGUUACAGAGCUACAGAAUUUCGAUGGAAACACCGAAAACUAUAACAUAUUGCAUAGUACACAUCAAUAUGGCUUUGAAAAUCCUACUUUUGCAUCCAGUAGAUCGGAACUUAUACAAUUUACAUCAAGUAGUUCAACUCCCGAUACAAUACAGCCAGGUUUUAGCUGCAGUUCGUCACGCACACUCUGUCAGUUCUCACCCAGUUUGCAGCAUACUAUUUCAUCUCUAGGAGAUGUAGUGGAUAAUACUCAACUCCCUGAUGAUCUGUCGGACUUUAUUCUAAAAUACUCUCAAGAAUAUACGACAACAGUACGAUCACCGGAAAGUGGUAUAUCAGUGAGGUCGAGAGAGAGUAGCAUCGGUGAUGGUAACAAUCAGACAAAUUUUGAUAGUCCCUUGUAUCGGAUUCUUGUGGAAGAUAAUUGUGUUUCACCACUUUCGGCGAAAAGUGCACCACAGUGCUCUCCUGUGCUACCACGAACAGUUGCACAAAUCCCUGUCGUUUUUGAAGAAAACCAGUUAGAAACAAAUGCUGCUUCCAAAAAUUUGUCAGCUCCUGAGUUCUUAACAACCAAUCAAAGUAGAAGAGAACCGACAAGAUCACGUUUAGCAAAAUAUCGCUUACGAGCUCUUAUUAAUGACAAUGAAAUGGUUGAAGCUUGGGCAUGGUCAUGCAGAUGUGUUCAGGAACUCGAAGGUGCACUAUGCUAUCGGGAUGAAGAUGGCGAUAGCCUUUUGCACAUCGUGAUUUUGCAUAUGGAUCUCCCGAAAAUUUAUGCGCUUGUUGAGCAGAUGUUAAAAGCUGAAGAUGGUUGUACACGGCGAGCUUUUGAUAUACCAAAUGCAGCCUUCGAAACGCCUCUCUAUUUGGCUGUACAAAUGAAUAGGCCGGAAGUUGUGGCAUACCUGGUGGAAGCCGGAGCUAAUCCAAAUCAUCAGACGGCAUCGCCAGGACAACAAACACCUUUACAUUGUGCUGCAUCAAAUGGAAUGGCUGAAAUUGUUGAUAUUCUUUGCGCUAGUGGAAAGGUCGAUGUUAACAUGCCCAAUGGAAUGGGACAAACGCCGCUUUUAUGUGCUGUUAAGAAACAUCGUGUAGGCCCAAGAAAAACACAACUGUAUGUUGAUAACAGUUCGACGAUUCUGUGUCUUCUAAAAUAUGGAGCGAACCCUAUGAAUACAGAUUUAUGUGGAAACAGCAUUCUUCAUUAUGCAGUAAACAGUCUGGAUGCUGAUCUUAUUGAGUCGUGUGUAGACGAGGAAACGAUUACAAAAUUAGCGAAUAAAGAAAAUAUGUGUGGUGAAACGCCACUGGAAACCUUGCACUGUGAACCGGAACCACACGAUGAAAAACUUCGUGCUAACGUUUUCAUCAGCUUGUUAAGAUGCGGUGCCACUGUUAAAUCUCAUUGA